Messenger RNA from Austrofundulus limnaeus, 1208 nucleotides. RefSeq lists its product as uncharacterized. The record is from RefSeq and is a predicted model, not a curated record. Lineage: Eukaryota; Metazoa; Chordata; Actinopteri; Cyprinodontiformes; Rivulidae.
CUAAUUAGUGGACAUUAAGAACAAGAUUGUCAGUAACGUUAAUGUGCACAGACUAAUACUUCUGACAAUAAAGUGUAGCAGUAUCAGAACCCAAUGUUUUCUUUUGCAUUGUUUUUGUUUGUUUUUUUCUGUACAGGAUUCUGUUAAAGAAGAUUCAACUUUAGUGAGCUGUUCCUCCAAUAAUGGGUCACCUAUGCAACAGACAUCCACUCCAAUGAAGUCCAGUCUUCCUAAGUUUGAAACUCCUGAAAAGGUUGUGAAGUUAACCUUUCCAGAAUAUGUACUCCACACUGACACUGAGCUUGAGCAAGUAAGACACCAAUACUUUGAAUUAUCGAAGAAAGGGGAAGAGCGCAACUGUGAAAUGUCAAAGGAGUUGAGAUGUCAUCUCAUCCGAAACACGAUGACCAGUAUGAUUGCAAUCUUGAGGGCAAAAGGAGAUGCAGAAUCACACAGAUACCCAUCAAAACCUGAAAUCACAGCAAUGGCUAAAAGGAUAGUGCUGUAUUACCCCAUGCUACAGGACCAAGGACUGAAGAAUUCAUGGGUCACUGUGUUUGCACAACUAACCAAAAGAUUGCAGAAUGUGAGGUCCCCUCAAAAACAAUCUCAGAGUGGGAGACAAUCAAAGAGUCCUUGCAGCUCUUCAAAGAGACGCCAUCUUGAUGAGCCCUAUGACACAGAUGAAGCCAUUUCGAGUGACUCAACAAUCAUAUUGGACCAGUCUACAGAUGAGACUAGCACCGACUCRGGCUCUAAUGACAAGGAGUUUGGAAAAACAAGACCUCAAAGUCCCCAGGAAGAAGCUCUCCCUCUGCUGUCCAGUUCUAAGACAGAUGUUGAAAGCUCAUGCAACUACAGUCCAGCAAUCUCGGCCAAGCACUACAGGACCCUACAAUCUUUGUAUAAAAAAAGAAUCCAAACCACCAGGAUGUGUCUCAUCUUCUGGAUUUGGAAUUUCAAGCCAGAAGAGCAUUCAUUGAUUCAGAUAGUUUUUGAGAGGAGGACAGACACAACAAGAUCAUAGAAGCAUAUCCUUGUUUCAAGGACAUUGGACAUGUCAUGGAUAAGCUUCAACGCAUUCUGAACAAAGAUAACCCAUGCUACAUAGCUGAACUAAAGGGAAGAUGGAAAGACUUCUGCCAGAAGGUGCAGUUUUUUGGUGUUUGGAAAAAAAACGCUGAAACCACCAAUGGGGGUGGACAAAG